GUCCUUAAACAGCUACCUCCCAAAAAUGAUAUCGUUGAAUUAUGUGCCAUGUCGGAGAAACAGGAACAGCUCUACUAUGAUCUCUUUAACAAGCUUAAGAAGACUAUUAACGGUAGUGAGAAAAACUCUGAUACAGGAAAUGUCAUGAUGCAACUUAGAAAAAUGGCUAACCACCCUCUGUUGCACCGUCAGUAUUACACAACUGACAAGCUCAGGACAAUGUCCAAGCUUAUGCUCAAGGAACCCACCCAUAGAGAUGCUGACCAUGACCUUAUCUUUGAGGAUAUGACAGUAAUGUCAGAUUUUGAGCUGCAUUUGCUUUCUAAGCAAUAUUAUCACAUCAAUGACUUCCAGUUAGACAUGGAUCAGAUCUUGGAUUCUGGAAAGUUUAGAGCACUGGAACGCAUUCUCUCUGACCUUAAAGAAAAGGGUGACAGAGUUGUAUUGUUUAGCCAGUUUACUAUGAUGCUGGAUAUCUUGGAAGUUGUCCUAAGGCAUUGGAACCAUAGAUACAUUAGGUUGGAUGGAAAAACACAGAUUUCUGAUCGGAUAAAUCUAAUAGAUGAGUUCAAUACCGAUAUGGAUAUAUUUGUAUUCCUCCUGUCGACCAAAGCUGGUGGCUUGGGCAUUAACCUGACCUCAGCAAAUGUUGUUAUUCUUCAUGACAUUGAUUGCAACCCCUACAAUGAUAAGCAAGCAGAAGACCGAUGCCAUAGAGUAGGUCAGACAAG
Pterocles gutturalis (yellow-throated sandgrouse) is the source of this 731-nucleotide messenger RNA. Its product is annotated as SWI/SNF-related matrix-associated actin-dependent regulator of chromatin subfamily A containing DEAD/H box 1-like. Lineage: Eukaryota; Metazoa; Chordata; Aves; Pterocliformes; Pteroclidae. Gene Ontology annotation, cellular component: nucleus. The transcript has 5 exons. Gene Ontology annotation, molecular function: ATP binding; chromatin binding; DNA binding. The annotation marks the transcript as partial. The record is from RefSeq and is a predicted model, not a curated record.